AUGGCCGGCCGCGGUACUCGUCAGCGCGCUUGCAUGGUCUGUUCCAUCGUUUUGAAUGCUAGUGAAUUCUACAAGAAUGGGUGCCCCAACUGCGAAAGUAUCCUAGGCCUACGGAACUCCCAAGACGCCAUUCAGGAAUGCACCUCCCAAGUCUUCGAAGGGCUCAUCAUGAUGGGUGAUCCAAAGUCGUCGUGGGUCGCUAAGUGGCAGCGGCUCUCAAAUUAUGUGCCUGGAAUCUACGCUGUCAAGGUCGUUGGACAAUUACCGCAGGAGAUAAUAGACACUUUGGAAGACAACGGCAUGAAGUACAUUCCCAGAGACGGUACCUCGGUCGAGGACGAUGUUGCGGCAUAG
This is a messenger RNA of Capronia coronata CBS 617.96, 354 nucleotides long. RefSeq lists its product as uncharacterized. Bases 1 to 354 code for a protein of 117 amino acids. The transcript has 2 exons. Lineage: Eukaryota; Fungi; Ascomycota; Eurotiomycetes; Chaetothyriales; Herpotrichiellaceae. Gene Ontology annotation, cellular component: nucleus; DSIF complex. Gene Ontology annotation, biological process: mRNA processing; regulation of transcription elongation by RNA polymerase II; positive regulation of DNA-templated transcription, elongation. Gene Ontology annotation, molecular function: RNA polymerase II complex binding; zinc ion binding. The record is from RefSeq and is a predicted model, not a curated record.